UUCAAUUUGCCCUACUUGACAAGAAGCUCAGCCUCAAUUCGCCCGCAGAAUUUCAAUCUAAGCUCCGACGUGGGCUCAGGUCGUUAUAGUCACCUCCACCGGCCAGGCCACCUUAAUUUAAAUUUGAUGGAUACCAAUAAUUGGAGACCUUCUCAAGGCACUGAACCAACUAUGGAUACAAAUGAUUGGAGAGCUCAACUACAACCUGAAUCACGCCAAAGAAUUGUCAACAAAAUAAUGGAAACAUUGAAAAUGCAUCUUCCAUGUUCUGGUCAAGAGGGAAUACAUGAGCUUCGAAAGAUUGCUCAAAGGUUUGAAGAGAAGAUUUAUACUGCUGCAACUAGCCAGCCUGAUUAUCUACGGAAAAUAUCUUUGAAGAUGCUUACAAUGAAGACUACAUCCCAGAACAACAUAAACAACCCUAUGCCAGCAAACCCAGGUGGCCCCAGUAAUCAACCUCCUGAUACAGUUUAGGUUCUAGAGCCUUGGCUUGGGCAUGAUAUUAUUAAGUGGUUCCAAAGCCUAUAUAUGACAUGUAUGUGCACAUAUAAAGGCAUUUGAAUGGAUGUUUCCAUUAUGUUCUUUUAGUAAUUUUCCAUGUGAGAUUCAAUAAAGUCUUAUAUUGACUGUUGAGGACUUAACACAACUCUCCUUUGAGAUUGGCUGUAAACAUAAGCGGAGUUAAUCCAUAUAGUCAAUCCCAUCUAAUGGGAUAAGGUUUUUUGUUA
Messenger RNA from Prosopis cineraria, 728 nucleotides. Its product is annotated as mediator of RNA polymerase II transcription subunit 15a-like. The transcript has 4 exons. Bases 127 to 474 code for a protein of 115 amino acids. Lineage: Eukaryota; Viridiplantae; Streptophyta; Magnoliopsida; Fabales; Fabaceae. The record is from RefSeq and is a predicted model, not a curated record. Gene Ontology annotation, molecular function: transcription coactivator activity; chromatin DNA binding. Gene Ontology annotation, biological process: regulation of DNA-templated transcription.